Auxenochlorella protothecoides is the source of this 1323-nucleotide messenger RNA. RefSeq names its product Kanadaptin. NCBI's taxonomy places the organism in Eukaryota, Viridiplantae, Chlorophyta, Trebouxiophyceae, Chlorellales, Chlorellaceae. The record is from RefSeq and is a predicted model, not a curated record. Gene Ontology annotation, molecular function: mRNA binding; protein binding. Bases 1 to 1323 code for a protein of 440 amino acids. The transcript is spliced from 8 exons.
AUGGAGUAUGGGAUGGAGGUCAUGCGUGGCGGGGCCCUGCUGACUCAGCUGGACCUGAAGGACAAGGCAUACUACACCUUUGGGCGCACGCCAAACAACGACAUCACCUUGGAACAUCCCACCUCCUCUCGGUUGCAUGCUGUGCUGCAAUACCGUGGGUCAGAUGGCGCAGCCUUCAUGUAUGACCCGGGCAGCACGCAUGGGACAUUCAUAAACAAAGUCCGCUUGGAGAACAAGAAGCAUGCACCUCUGAGGUACGACCUGCCGGCAAUGGCGGCCCGGAAGGAACGAGAGGCUGCCAUUGCCAAGGCUCAGAUGGAGAGUGCGAUUGGUGGAGGAGCGAGCUGGGGGUUCUCAGAGGAUGCCGUGGAAGAUACGGAAAACCUAGAGGCAUUGGACUGGAGAGCACACGCGGCCAACCGAGGCCUGUCCGAUAAGCAGCAGAAGCUGGCGACCAAGAUCCGUAAGCUGGAGCUGCGGUGUGCCACUCUGCAGACUGAGAGCGAGAGGAUCAAGGCAAAGCAGGGGUCCAUGGAAGAGCUGUCGGCAGGUCAGGCAACCACGCUGCUUCGGAAUGAGCAGGAGGUCGACAGGGCAACGGCUGAGAUGGAGGAGAUGGAGGAGACUCUCCUUGAGUCACUGCGGGACUCGAUAAGGAGCAAGGCGGCUGCAGCUGCAGGAGGCGGCGAGGCAGCGCAGAAGAAGCGACGGCGGCGGGACCCUGACGAUGACGAUGACGACCAGGAGUGGUCGGGGAAAGAGGACGGCUUCAUGUAUGAUCGAACGCAGGGCACCCGCAAGUCUCGGGCCAAGGCUGCCCGCGGCGCCCGCUCCGGACCCCAGGCUGCGGACGCGGCCCUGGACGCCGCCUCGCUGCUGGCACGCAAGGCGCUGCUGGAGCAGGAAAGGACGGCGCUGCAGGAGCGGCUGGACCUGGCGCGGCGAGACGAGGCGAGCCGGGCCGCAGGCGGGGCGGGGGUUGUUGCGACCAGCGAGGCGCUGCCUGAGUCCGCGGAGGCUGCCCCGGCGAGCGGGUCCAGUGAAGCAGUAGUGGACAGCCUGGAUGCCUUCAUGACGGAGGUAGGCAGCCGACUGGAAAGCGAGAAGGUGGAGGUGCUGACGCGGCAGCUGGCUGAGGUCGAGGAGCAGCUAGACCAGACGCAGAAGCUCAUCCACAUUGCCGAUCCCGAAGGGUACUUUGCCUCGGGGUCUGUAGCAGCCCAAUCAGCAAUUGCAAAGGCCACCCAGCGACUGCUGGACGAGGAAGCGCAGCAGAAGGAGCGGGAGCAGUCCAAGGUGGUGGAUCCACAGAAUUGCUCGUGA